AUGCCGGCCACCCCAACACCUACCCCACGUAUCCUGAUAUACCUCCUCCGGCACGACCUUCGACUGGCCGAUAACCCAAUAUUCCACGACCUCUCCCGAAUCUCAAGAUCAUCAGCAUACAAGACUACCGCCUCAUUAGACCCACCAUCACCGCCCAUUUGCCACUCACCCUCGCCGCCAAAGCCGCCCACUAGUGCGCGACAUCAAAAAGCAUAUGAGGCAUCCGGGCCUGCGCUUGCGGAAAAGCUGGGCGUGACGCAUUUGCUGCCGUUGUAUGUCUUUCCAGCCAACCAGAUUGAAGUCUCUGGCUUCAUUUCCGAAGAUGACUCCGGAACUUCAAAGGCGAAAAGUCCGUAUCCGGAAGCGAGGAGCGAAGUGGGUGGAUUCUGGCGCACGGGGCCUCAUCGAGCGAAGUUCAUUGCGGAAUCCGUGUGGGACUUGAAAGGGAAGCUUGAGAGGCUGGGCUGUGAGUCUAGUGUUGUGACGAGAGUCGGCCUAAUGGGAGAUAUUGUUGACAACAUUGUCUCGUGGUACUCCCAACAACGUCAAGGGGAGGUUAAUGGGAAGGUAGUGGGAAUUUGGAUGACGGGAGAAGAAGGGACUGAAGAGGCGAGAGAAGAGAGAGAUGUCAGGCGUGUUGCUGAAGACGAGGGGAUCGACUUUCGGAUCUGGAAAGAUGAGAAGUACUAUGUGGACGACGCGCACCCCUUCCUCGGCGGCGAGCGCGCCGCGCACCAACGCCUCACGCACCUCGCCUCCAGCGGCGCCAUGACGGCCUACAAGAGCACGCGCAACGGGAUGCUCGGGCUAGACUUCAGCACCAAGCUGUCGGCAUACCUGGCCUACGGCUGCCUGACGGCGCGCCAGGUGCACUGGGCCAUGGUCGACUUCGAGGCGGGGACGGGCGCCGACGGCUUCGGCGUCGCGGGCUACGGGCGCGGCGAGAACGAGGGCACCGCCGCCAUCCGCUUCGAGCUGCUCUGGCGCGACUACAUGCGGCUGUGCGCGCGCAAGUUCAAGAGGAGCUUGUUCGACAUCGAUGGGUUUCGCGGCGCUGAGGGUGCGGAGAGCAGCAACGCCGCCGACGACAACAACUCGCCGCAGCCGCCGAAGCGGUGGAAGUACGUCGACCGCAGCAGCGGGCUGGGGGACGACCCGGCGAAGACGCGCGAGGCGCUGCUGCGGUUUCUGAGCGGGACGACGGGCAUCGGGCUGAUUGAUGCGUCGCAGCGCGAGCUGUUUUUGACCGGGUAUACGUCGAAUCGCGCGCGGCAGAAUGUGGCGAGCUUUCUGGCGAGCCAUUUGGGGAUCGAUUGGAGGUUGGGGGCCGAGUGGUAUGAGAGUAUGCUGAUUGACUAUGACAUGGCGAAUAACUGGGGGAAUUGGCAGUAUGUUGCGGGCGUGGGGAAUGAUCCGAGGCAAGGGAGGGUGUUUAAUCCCGUGAAGCAGGCGCUGGAUUAUGACGCGCAGGGAGAAUAUGUCAAAGCGUGGGUGAGAGAGCUGAGGGACGUUGACUUGGGGGAAGAGGAGAAGGGGCAUGUGGAGGUUGAGAAGUUGAUGGGUCUAUUCCAAGCAUGGAGGCUAGAUUCAGUGGAAAAGGAGAGGUUGGGGUUGACCGGGGUCGAGAGCGUCGAGCACCCUCUGAUUCGGAUACCCUUCUCCGUUACCAAGUCAAGAGGCUCGGAUGGUGGAAGCUCACGAAGUCGGGGACGAGGCGGUAGCUAUCGAGGACGCAGUAAGGGUCAAGGGGCAAGACGACUCGGUGAUAUGGACAGGGCGGCGCGGGUCGGAGGAACGUACUAA
Messenger RNA from Mytilinidion resinicola, 1803 nucleotides. Its product is annotated as cryptochrome. Gene Ontology annotation, molecular function: FAD binding; deoxyribodipyrimidine photo-lyase activity; damaged DNA binding. Lineage: Eukaryota; Fungi; Ascomycota; Dothideomycetes; Mytilinidiales; Mytilinidiaceae. Gene Ontology annotation, biological process: photoreactive repair. Bases 1 to 1803 code for a protein of 600 amino acids. The record is from RefSeq and is a predicted model, not a curated record. The transcript is spliced from 2 exons.